Lottia gigantea (owl limpet) is the source of this 627-nucleotide messenger RNA. RefSeq lists its product as hypothetical. Gene Ontology annotation, molecular function: ATP binding; deoxynucleoside kinase activity. Lineage: Eukaryota; Metazoa; Mollusca; Gastropoda; Lottiidae. The transcript has 7 exons. The annotation marks the transcript as partial. The record is from RefSeq and is a predicted model, not a curated record. Gene Ontology annotation, biological process: nucleobase-containing compound metabolic process. Gene Ontology annotation, cellular component: cytoplasm; mitochondrion.
AUUUGUGUGGAAGGAAAUAUUGGUAGUGGAAAAACAACAUUACUGGAAUAUUUCUCAAAGUUACCAAAUAUUGAGGUAACAAAAGAACCUGUUGAUAAAUGGAGAAAUAUAAAAGGUUUAAAUGCUCUGGAAUUAAUGUAUGAAGAUCCAAGUAGAUGGGGUUUAACAUUUCAAACUUAUGUACAGUUGACAAUGUUAGAGAUCCACACUCAACCACAGGAGAAAAGAAUAAAAAUGAUGGAAAGAUCUAUUUAUAGUGCUAAAUAUUGUUUUGUUGAAAAUCUCUAUAAAGGUGGUAAAAUGCCUGAAAUUGAAUACAUUGUUUUGACUGAAUGGUUUGAUUUCUUAGUUAGAACACGAGAUCUGAAUGUUGAUAUAAUAGUGUAUUUACAAACGAAACCAGAAACUGUUUAUGAAAGAAUAAAAGAAAGAUGUAGAUCAGAAGAAUCCAGUAUACCCUUAGAAUAUUUACAAAUGCUUCAUAAUUUACACGAAGAGUGGCUGAUAAACAAAUUAUUCCCUUGCCCACAAGUAGUGGUAAGUUAUUACAUUAUCUUUAUAUAUAACAACUCACAGCUAGAAUUUCUAGAUAACAAAACAUUAUGGAUAUUAGUUAAAUUUGAAUAG